Messenger RNA from Neltuma alba, 1776 nucleotides. Its product is annotated as mitochondrial import inner membrane translocase subunit TIM44-2. NCBI's taxonomy places the organism in Eukaryota, Viridiplantae, Streptophyta, Magnoliopsida, Fabales, Fabaceae. Gene Ontology annotation, cellular component: mitochondrial inner membrane. Gene Ontology annotation, biological process: protein import into mitochondrial matrix. The record is from RefSeq and is a predicted model, not a curated record. The coding region runs from base 243 to 1700 and encodes 485 amino acids. Gene Ontology annotation, molecular function: protein-folding chaperone binding. The transcript has 14 exons.
GCAACCCUAGAGCACGAAGAUCUUUACUGUGUGGCAAAGCUUGCUUGCCUCGCUUCCUUUCUUCUACCGUCCACGCUCCUUUCUUCUUCCUCAAGAUGGGAAAUUAAUAAUUCACAAAUUAGAAUUAGAAAUUUAUAAAUAUCAGCUAACGUAACAGUAGUCGAUACUGGGGGCAACCUAAUAGACCCGAAUUUUCCCGAGAAUAAAAAGAUCGACAAUUUCCUCAAAGUUCAGCCCUUCAAAUGGCUGGCAGAAAGCUGGUUCGUGACUUGUUACUGUCCAAGCGAUCUCUUGUUCAAUUAACGUCUCGGCAGCCGGGAUUUCCAAUUUCACAGGCUUCAAACGCGAGGUUGCGUUUGCUUUCUGCGGAUAGGCAUUCGAGUCUUCGCGGAUAUAGUGUAUUCAAUGAAUUCUCUAAGAAGCUAAAAGGCGAAGCUGAUAGUAAUCCAGAAUUCCAGCAGUCUAUGAAGGAGCUGAAUGAGAAAGCAGAUGAGCUGAGAGGGGUAAAAGAGGGGCUUAAAGAAAGAACAAAGCAGAAAACUGAGCAGCUGUACAAACAGGUCGAUGAAGUUUGGACAGAUGCUGAAGUUGCCGCAAAGAAGGUUUCUGAAAACAUGAAAGAAAAGAUUGCAUCUGCUACUGAGGAGGUGAAAGAAACCUUCGGGAUUGGGAAGCAGGAUUCUUCAGGGUCUUCUGGUUCUUCAUGUGAGCAGGACGCUGAUGCAAAACAAGCAAGCCAGGCCUCAUCCGAGGAUGGGAAACACCAGCAAUUUGGGUCUAGUAAUGCUGCAGACUCAUUCUUUGGCAAAUUUAAGUCAACCAUUUCUUCCCCAAAUGUUUCUACGGCCUUCCAUAAAUUGAAGGACGUGAAGAUAGUCAACAUAGCCAAAAAAGGAUAUGAUAUUGUGAGGGAGGAGCUAAGUAGUAAUCCGACAAAGAGAAGGCAUGUUCCUUUCAAAUCAAGCGGGGAAACGAGUACAAGAACAGAGCUGGUUGUCAUGCCCUCACAACAGUCAUGGUGGGCUAAGAAGUUUGAUCAAUUUAAAGAGAAGGCGAAGGGCCAUCCUAUGUCCAAGCGAUUUGUUCAGUAUAGUGACCCUGUGAAGUCAAAGGGCCAGGAGAUUGUAGAAGACUUGCGUGAAAGAUAUGAGACCAGCGACAACCCCAUUAUUCACAAAAUACAAGAUAUCAAUGAUAGCAUGUUUCAAGAGUCAGAUGCCGCACUAUCAUACAAGGAAAUUCGUCAAAGAGAUCCUUAUUUCUCAUUACCAGAAUUCGUGGUGGAAGUUCAGGAGGCAAUAAAACCAGUGCUUAAUGCUUACAUCAAGGGAGAUGUUGAAGUUUUGAAAAAGUAUUGUUGUCCUGAGCUCAUUGAACGCUGUAAAGCAGAGCAUGCCGCAUAUCAAAGUAAUGGUAUCUUCUUUGAUAACAAGAUUUUGCAUGUAUCCGAGGUUGAAGUGAGAGAGACCAAGAUGAUGGGGCCCUCUCCCUUAAUCAUCGUAAUGUUUCAAACACAGCAAAUCUAUUGUGUACGUGACAGGAAUGGGUCAAUUGCAGAAGGAGGCAAGGACACAAUCCACACAGUUUAUUAUGCUUGGGCUUUACAACAAAUGGAACCAGAAGAUCGAGGAGAAGAUUGCAUUUACUUGAUGUGGAGACUAAGAGAGAUGCAACAGCAAGGAAUCCGAGCCCUCAUCUAGCUUCUUUUUCCCCCCUAAUACUCUAUUAAAAGCCUGCAGAGGCUGUUGUAUAAUUAUUGCCUUUCAUAUUCGAACG